AGGCAGGAGGGCACAUUGGGAGAUGCAGCUUGCAAGAGUCCUGAGUCUGAUCCAGAGGACUUCUCCGAUGAAACAAAUACAGAGAAUCUGUAUGGCAACUCUCCCCCCAGCACACCUCGACAGAUUAAACGCAUGUCAACCAAACACCAGAGGAAUAAUGUGGGGAGGCCAGCCAGUCGGUCUAAUUUGAAAGAAAAAAUGAAUGCACCAAAUCAGCCUCCACAUAAAGACACUGGAAAAACAGUGGAGAAUGUGGAAGAAUACAGCUAUAAGCAGGAGAAAAAGAUCCGAGCAGCUCUUAGAACAACAGAGCGUGAUCAUAAAAAAAACGUACAGUGCUCAUUCAUGUUAGACUCAGUGGGUGGAUCUUUGCCAAAAAAAUCAAUUCCAGAUGUGGAUCUCAAUAAGCCUUACCUCAGCCUUGGCUGUAGCAACGCUAAGCUUCCAGUAUCUGUGCCCAUGCCUAUAGCCAGACCUGCACGCCAGACUUCUAGGACUGACUGUCCAGCAGAUCGUUUAAAGUUUUUUGAAACAUUACGACUUUUGCUAAAGCUUACCUCAGUCUCAAAGAAGAAAGACAGGGAGCAAAGAGGACAAGAAAAUACGUCUGGUUUCUGGCUUAACCGAUCUAACGAACUGAUCUGGUUAGAGCUACAAGCCUGGCAUGCAGGACGGACAAUUAAUGACCAGGACUUCUUUUUAUAUACAGCCCGGCAAGCCAUCCCAGAUAUUAUCAAUGAAAUCCUUACUUUCAAAGUCGACUAUGGGAGCUUCGCCUUUGUUAGAGAUGGAGCUGGUUUUAAUGGUACUUCAGUAGAAGGGCAGUGCAAAGCCACUCCUGGAACAAAGACUGUAGGUUACUCAACACAUCACGAGCAUCUCCAACGCCAGAGGGUCUCAUUUGAGCAGGUAAAACGGAUAAUGGAGCUGCUAGAGUACAUAGAAGCACUUUAUCCAUCAUUGCAGGCGCUUCAGAAGGACUACGAAAAAUAUGCUGCAAAAGACUUCCAGGACAGGGUGCAGGCACUCUGUUUGUGGUUAAACAUCACAAAAGACUUAAAUCAGAAAUUAAGGAUUAUGGGCACUGUUUUGGGCAUCAAGAAUUUAUCAGACAUUGGCUGGCCAGUGUUUGAAAUCCCUUCCCCUCGACCAUCCAAAGGUAAUGAGCCGGAGUAUGAGGGUGAUGACACAGAAGGAGAAUUGAAGGAGUUGGAAAGUAGUACGGAUGAGAGUGAGGAAGAGCAAAUCUCUGAUCCUGGGGUACCAGAAAUCAGACAGCCCGUAGACAACAGCUUCGACAUCCAGUCGCAGGACUGCAUAUCCAAGAAGCUUGAGAGGCUGGAGUCUGAGGAUGAUUCUGUUGGCUGGGGAGCACCAGACUGCAGCGCAGAAGCAGGCUUUAGUAGACAUUGUCUGACUUCUAUUUAUAGACCAUUUGUAGACAAAGCACUGAAGCAGAUGGGGUUAAGAAAGUUAAUUUUAAGACUUCACAAGCUAAUGGAUGGUUCCUUGCAAAGGGCACGUGUAGCAUUGGUAAAGAACGAUCGUCCAGUGGAGGGAGACAUGAGACAUUAAUCAGUAUAUGUAAGAUGUACAUUGAUUCCAUCCAGAAAGGCAGGACAACUCGAAGCAGGGAUGGUUCUUGCAGGUCACAGUUUUCUGAAUUUCCAGAUCCCAUGUGGGGUUCAGAUUAUGUGCAGUUGUCAAGGACACCGCCUUCAUCUGAGCAGAAAUGCAGCGCUGUGUCGUGGGAGGAGCUGAAGGCCAUGGAUUUACCUUCAUUCGAACCUGCCUUCCUAGUUCUCUGCCGAGUCCUUCUGAAUGUCAUCCAUGAGUGUCUGAAGUUAAGACUGGAGCAAAGACCUGCUGGAGAACCAUCUCUCUUGAGUAUUAAGCAGCUGGUGAGAGAGUGUAAGGAGGUCCUGAAGGGAGGCCUGUUGAUGAAGCAGUACUACCAGUUCAUGCUGCAGGAGGUUCUGGAGGACUUGGAGAAGCCCGACUGCAACAUUGACGCUUUUGAAGAGGAUCUGCAUAAAAUGCUUAUGGUGUAUUUUGAUUACAUGAGAAGCUGGAUCCAAAUGCUACAGCAAUUACCUCAAGCAUCCCAUAGUUUAAAAAAUCUGUUAGAAGAAGAAUGGAAUUUCACCAAAGAAAUAACUCAUUACAUACGGGGAGGAGAAGCACAGGCCGGGAAGCUUUUCUGUGACAUUGCAGGAAUGCUGCUGAAGUCUACAGGAAGUUUUUUAGAAUUUGGCUUACAGGAGAGCUGUGCCGAAUUUUGGACUAGUGCGGAUGAUAGCAGUGCUUCCGACGAAAUCAGGAGGUCUGUUAUAGAGAUCAGCCGAGCCCUGAAGGAGCUCUUCCAUGAAGCCAGAGAAAGGGCCUCCAAAGCACUUGGGUUUGCUAAAAUGUUGAGAAAGGACCUGGAAAUAGCAGCAGAAUUCAGGCUUUCAGCCCCAGUUAGAGACCUCCUGGAUGUUCUGAAAUUAAAACAGUAUGUCAAGGUACAAAUUCCUGGGUUAGAAAACUUGCAAGUGUUUGUUCCAGACACUCUUGCUGAGGAGAAGAGUAUUAUUUUGCAGUUACUCAAUGCAGCCGCAGGAAAGGACUGUUCAAAAGAUUCAGACGACGUAGUCUUCGAUGCCUAUCUGCUUCUGACCAAGCACGGUGAUCGAGCCCGGGAUUCAGAGGACAGCUGGGGCACGUGGGAGGCACAGCCUGUCAAAGUCGUGCCUCAGGUGGAGACUGUUGACACCCUGAGAAGCAUGCAGGUGGAUAAUCUUUUACUAGUUGUCAUGCAGUCUGCCCAUCUCACAAUUCAGAGAAAAGCUUUCCAGCAGUCCAUUGAGGGACUUAUGACUCUGUGCCAGGAGCAGACAUCCAGUCAGCCGGUCAUCGCCAAAGCUUUGCAGCAGCUGAAGAAUGAUGCAUUAGAGCUAUGCAACAGAAUAAGCAAUGCCAUUGACCGCGUGGACCACAUGUUCACAUCAGAAUUCGAUGCUGAAGUUGAUGAAUCCGAAUCUGUCACCUUGCAACAGUACUACCGAGAAGCAAUGAUUCAGGGGUACAAUUUUGGAUUUGAGUAUCAUAAAGAAGUUGUUCGUUUGAUGUCUGGGGAGUUUAGACAGAAGAUAGGAGACAAAUAUAUAAGCUUUGCCCGGAAGUGGAUGAAUUAUGUCCUGACUAAAUGUGAGAGUGGUAGAGGUACAAGACCCAGGUGGGCGACUCAAGGAUUUGAUUUUCUACAAGCAAUUGAACCUGCCUUUAUUUCAGCUUUACCAGAAGAUGACUUCUUGAGUUUACAAGCCUUGAUGAAUGAAUGCAUUGGCCAUGUCAUAGGAAAACCACACAGUCCUGUUACAGGUUUGUACCUUGCCAUUCAUCGGAACAGCCCCCGUCCUAUGAAGGUACCUCGAUGCCAUAGUGACCCUCCUAACCCACACCUCAUUAUCCCCACUCCAGAGGGAUUCAGCACUCGGAGCGUGCCUUCCGACGCGCGGAGCCACGGCAGCCCUGCUGCUGCUGCUGCUGCUGUUGCUGCCAGUCGGCCCAGCCCCUCUGGUGGCGACUCUGUGCUGCCCAAAUCCAUCAGCAGUGCCCAUGAUACCAGGGGUUCCAGCGUCCCUGAAAAUGAUCGAUUGGCUUCCAUAGCUGCUGAAUUGCAGUUUAGGUCCCUGAGUCGUCACUCAAGCCCCACGGAGGAACGAGACGAACCAGCAUAUCCAAGAGGAGAUUCAAGUGGGUCCACCAGAAGAAGCUGGGAACUUCGGACACUAAUCAGCCAGAGUAAAGAUACUGCUUCUAAACUAGGACCCAUAGAAGCUAUCCAGAAGUCAGUCCGAUUGUUCGAAGAAAAGAGGUACCGAGAAAUGAGGAGAAAGAAUAUCAUUGGUCAAGUUUGUGAUACGCCUAAGUCCUAUGAUAACGUCAUGCAUGUUGGCUUGAGGAAGGUGACCUUCAAGUGGCAAAGAGGAAACAAAAUCGGGGAAGGCCAGUACGGGAAGGUGUACACCUGCAUCAGCGUCGACACCGGGGAGCUGAUGGCCAUGAAGGAGAUUCGAUUUCAACCUAAUGACCAUAAGACUAUCAAGGAAACUGCAGAUGAAUUGAAAAUAUUCGAAGGCAUCAAACACCCCAAUCUGGUUCGGUAUUUUGGUGUGGAGCUUCAUAGAGAAGAAAUGUACAUCUUCAUGGAGUACUGCGAUGAGGGGACAUUAGAAGAGGUGUCAAGGCUGGGACUUCAGGAACAUGUGAUUAGGCUGUAUUCAAAGCAGAUCACCAUUGCGAUCAAUGUCCUCCAUGAGCAUGGCAUAGUCCACCGUGACAUUAAAGGUGCCAAUAUCUUCCUUACCUCAUCUGGAUUAAUCAAACUGGGAGAUUUUGGAUGCUCAGUAAAGCUCAAAAACAAUGCCCAGACCAUGCCUGGUGAAGUGAACAGCACCCUGGGGACAGCAGCAUACAUGGCACCUGAAGUCAUCACUCGCGCCAAAGGAGAAGGCCAUGGGCGUGCGGCCGACAUCUGGAGUCUGGGGUGUGUUGUCAUAGAGAUGGUGACUGGCAAGAGGCCUUGGCAUGAGUAUGAGCACAACUUUCAAAUUAUGUAUAAAGUGGGGAUGGGACAUAAACCACCAAUCCCUGAAAGAUUAAGCCCUGAAGGCAAGGACUUCCUUUCUCACUGCCUUGAGAGUGACCCAAAGAUGAGAUGGACCGCCAGCCAGCUCCUCGACCAUUCGUUUGUCAAGGUUUGCACAGAUGAAGAAUGAAGCCUAGUAGAAUAUGGACUUGGAAAAUUCUCUUAAUCACUACUGUAUGUAAUAUUUACAUAAAGACUGUGCUGAGAAGCAGUAUAAGCCUUUUUAACCUUCCAAGACUGAAGACUGCACAGGUGACAAGCGUCACUUCUCCUGCUGCUCCUGUUUGUCUAAUGUGGCAAAAGGCUCUCUGGAGGGCUGGUGGCCACGAGGUUAAAGAAGCUGCAUGUUAAGUGCCAUUACUACUGUACACGGACCAUCGCCUCUGUCUCCUCCGUGUCUCGCGUGACUGAGAACCGUGACAUCAGCGUAGUGUUUUGACCUAGGUUCAAAAGAAGUUGUAGUGUUAUCAGGCGUCCUAUACCUUGUUUUUAAUCUCCUGUUUGUUGAGUGCACUGACUGUGAAACCUUUUACCUUUUUUGUUGUUGGCAAGCUGCAGGUUUGUAAUGCAAAGGCUGAUUACUGAAAUUUAAGAAAAAGGUUCUUUUUUCAAUAAAUGGUUUAUUUUAGGAAAGCUCA
Mandrillus leucophaeus (drill) is the source of this 5271-nucleotide messenger RNA. It is a transcript of the gene MAP3K4, whose product is annotated as mitogen-activated protein kinase kinase kinase 4. The coding region runs from base 1590 to 4763 and encodes 1057 amino acids. Lineage: Eukaryota; Metazoa; Chordata; Mammalia; Primates; Cercopithecidae. The transcript is spliced from 27 exons. Gene Ontology annotation, biological process: protein phosphorylation; MAPK cascade. Gene Ontology annotation, molecular function: protein kinase activity; ATP binding. The record is from RefSeq and is a predicted model, not a curated record.